AUGGAAAAUAUAAAGAAAGAUGAAGCCCAAGAUCAGAAGCAUGAUGAACUUGCUGAAUCACUAAAUGAUCUCUUCAGUAGUGUCGCCACCAUGAUCAAAUCGGAGCUUCAGGGGACUAAUAAUCAUCUAGAGCUAGUGGAGAAAAUGAAUGCAAAAGUUGCAGAAGAGUAUAAAGGGUUUGGUGAUUUGGCUUCAGGGUUAAGGGUGUUUGUGGAGCAAUUGAAAUGCAAGAGUGGUAGCUUUAACGAGUAUGUUGAGCAGAUUGAUGCCAUAGAAAAGCAAGUGACCGAAUUUGAAGCGGUGGUCUCUAUGCUUGAUAAAUAUGUGGCUUUGUUGGAAUCAAGAGUCCAAUCUCUUUACCAAACCAAAAAUCCAUCUUCCUAA
Lathyrus sativus (Indian pea) is the source of this 384-nucleotide messenger RNA. The record is from the annotation of a GenBank genome assembly. NCBI's taxonomy places the organism in Eukaryota, Viridiplantae, Streptophyta, Magnoliopsida, Fabales, Fabaceae.